Messenger RNA from Microbotryum saponariae, 2047 nucleotides. The record is from the annotation of a GenBank genome assembly. NCBI's taxonomy places the organism in Eukaryota, Fungi, Basidiomycota, Microbotryomycetes, Microbotryales, Microbotryaceae.
AUGACCUGCAUUUCUACAACAAACGAUACCAACAACUGGUGAGUGUCGCCCCUAAAUCUGUAUUCCAGUCUUGAGGCGGAGCGGCAGCUAGGAAGAGCUGAGGAGGCAUGAUGGGACGGAACGGCUAGGAGCCGGACGCGGAUCAGAGGCCACCUAUUCGCCGCUUGCCCCGUCUUCUAGUGGAGCCAUCGGCACGAUCUGUAGCUCGUCCAACGCGUCAAGAAACGCGACCGCUCUGGCAUGCGUCGACAGUAUAUGCAAAGCUACGGCUUGCUCCCCAAAGUUCCACGUCGAAGAUGGGGUAUGCGUCAAGAAUAUCGACACAACCUCGGACAUGAACAAUUGGUAAGUGAUCCGCCCAUUGCAGAGUCCCAUGAUCUCAAGAGCGAACGCUGAUGGAAGAGAUACAAUGGUACAGUGGUGGGAUUGGGAAAGUCUGCUCUACGUCAUACACCAACGUAAGUUCAUCGGAAAACCGCCGCUCUGGCGUUUUCACCGCAUCGAACCAGCUGCUGAACCAGCGCAUCGUGUCGUGUCACAGGGCGUGGGUGGAGUUUGCUCGAACAGCGUGUGCCAGCCAGAAUUGUGCAACACGGGUUUCGCCUUCAACUACGCGACCUCGAAAUGCAUCAAUAGCAUGACGGACAACAACAACUGGUGAGUCCGUGCUCCGAGGUUGGCCCGGUCUCGUCCCCUGUUAAUUCUGCUCUGAUAUGGGCUGGUUAUGGCACACUAGUGGUGCUGUGGGCAAAGUGUGCAGCUUCCCUUACGGCAGCGGUAGUUGCAUAGCCGGGACCUGUUUGCUCUCCUCGUGCAACACCAACUACUAUAACAUUAAGGGGAUCUGCACCUACAUCGAUGUAAGCUAAUCGGGCGGACCUGCUUACAGCGGUGUCGCCGGUGCUUCGCUGACCCCUGUGCUCCUCUCUUGCCUCUGCGCUACCCACAGUUAACUAGCAAUUCUAACAACUGCGGUGCCGUCGGAAACAAAUGCUCGUUCUCGAACGGUCUCGGCAAGUGUAUCACCUCGGACUGCACCUACACCUCUUGCUCAAACGGGUUCGCCUUGAUCAACAACACCUGCGUCGCCGUCGACUACCAGACUGAUAUGAACAACUGCGGGAGCUCGGGUAACACGUGCCAGUCUACCUACUUGAACGGAGGAUCUGGCUCGUGUGUCCAGGGACAAUGCUUCUCCGUCUGUGUCACCGGCUACACCUGGGACGCGACGCACAGCAUCUGCCGGGUGACGUCGAGCGACGUGUACAACUGCGGAGCGAUUGGCAACAUCUGCAGCCCGCUCGGAUCCUUGCCCUCGAUCUGCUCCAACUCACAGUGCUAUGCUUCGGCAUGCCUUCCCGGCUUCGAACUCAUCGCCGGCGUGUGUUACAAGAUCGACACAACCUCCAAUGUCAACAACUGCGGCGCGCUCGGCGCGGUAUGCAGCUUCUACCCAGUCGGCGCCAGCGGCGUGUGCACCAACUCCAAGUGCGUCAUCACCACAUGUCCCGCCAAUUACUCGCUGUCGACCUCGGGCGUUUGCGUCGCUGCUGCCGUCUCGCAGCGUCCGCGCGUGGCCAAGCGCAAAGUCGUCAAACGGACGCCGUGCCCCAAGGGUGAGACCCCCUGUCCUAUCAAGGCCUCGGCGUCGUUCGAGCUCGCGGUCACGCAACACUUCACCGUACCGCACGAUGAGUACACGGGGAUAUUUGCCGGGUUGGGGGGCUACGAAUGCCUCGAUACGCGCGAAUCGCUCGAGUCAUGCGGCGGUUGCUCGAGCACGGACGAGGGGCAGGACUGCACUGUGAUCAAGGGCGGGCUUGGGGUCGGAUGCGAUAACGGAUCGUGCGUUGUCUUUUCGUGCAAGGAAGGGUGGAAGUCCAACGCGCGCGGGACCAAGUGCAUCCGGGCGAAAAACAACGCCCAACCAAACGCCACAAGAAACGCCGCUGCGGCCGUCAGGAAACGCGAAGCCGCUGCGGCGCACCCUCAUCACCACAUCCGUGCGCUGCAUCAACACUCGCACUCGCACGCAUCUAGUCUAUGA